AUGUCCGACAAAGAAGUGAUUAUUAUCGGCGCCGGUCCCUCAGGCAUCUGCGCAGGCGUCCAACUCCAACGCCUCCUCGGACACAAGAACGUCCACUUCUACGAGCGCUCCGCCGACCUCGGUGGCGUCUGGUUUAACAACACCUACCCGGGCUGCGCCGUCGACAUACCUGCGCACUUCUACUCAUACAGCUUCGCCCUGAAACCCGACUGGCCCAAGCUCUUCCCCGUGCGCCAGGACCUCUACGACUACUUUCACGACAUCGCCGAGGAGUACGAUCUGACCAGGCGCAUGACCUUCAAUACCGAGUGCUAUGGCAUGUCUUGGGACCAGCAGCGGUCGCUGUGGACGGUGCAGUUCCGCAGGACCAACGAUCACUCUGUGACCUUUGAGCGCGAGGCCCCGGUUGUGAUCUGCGCGAUUGGAAAGCUGGAUCUUCCCAACAUACCCAACAUCAAGGGGCGUGAGUCGUUUGGUGGCGCUCAGUUCCACUCUGCGCGCUGGGACCACUCCGUCGACAUCAAGGGGAAGAACGUCGUGGUUCUAGGUAACGGUGCCAGCAGCACACAGUUUGUCCCGAAGAUUGUUCCGAUAGCAGGGAAGACGACGCAGAUUGUUCGCUCAGCGCAUUAUAUCCAGGAACGGCUGAACCCACAUUACUCACCGACAUUCCAGUGGAUGAUGAGGUACAUUCCUGGCGCGUGUCGUGCGUACAGAUGGAGUUGGUAUAUCCGCAUGGAGAGGCAGUUCAAUGCGUUCUGGCUCACGCCCAGUGGUGAGAAGGCUCGAGUUGCUGUCGCGCAGGAGACGUGGGAUUACAUUGACAAGGCUGCGCCGGAGAAGUACAAGCAGAUUCUCCGCCCGGACUACCUCGUUGGGUGCAGACGUCGUGUACACUCGAACAAAUAUCUCGAGAGCUUGCACGCCGACAACGUUGAACUGAUACAGGAUGAUGUGAUUGAGAUCACGAACGACACCGUCAUCACCAAGUCCGGUAGGAGGAUUCCUGCAGACGUCAUCAUCUACGGUACUGGCUUCCGGACACAGGACUGGCUCUGGCCGAUGAAGAUCUACGGCGUCGACGGCCAGGAGAUGCACGAGGUCUGGAAGCAACGCAAACAAGUACAGGCGUACUGGGGUACUGCCCAUGACCAGUUCCCGAAUUGGUAUACUCUGUACGGCCCCAACACAGGCUCGGGACACAAUUCCGUCAUUUAUCAAACAGAGUGCCAGGUCAACUUCAUGUGCCGGCUGUUGAAACCAGUAUUGAACGGUAACGCGAAGUCGGUGAUGCCGAAGUACGAAGCGCAGCAGAAUUUCAACAGCUGGGUCAAUGCACAGCUGCCAAAGAUGACUUUCAGCUCCGGCUGCACGAGCUGGUUCAUCGACAAGAAUGGCCAUAACUCUUACGUGUUCCCAAAUUAUACCUUUAUGUUCUGGCUGAAUACUGUGAUGAUCAACUGGAAUCAGGUCCAGGUUGACUACCCGAAGAACACCGGAUACAAGGGCAAGAGUACCUCAAAGGCUCCUUAUGCACUAUUACUUGCUGGUCUAGCAGCAGCAGGGCUUUUAGCUACUGGUCAGGUGACCACGGACUCGUUGACACGAACGGGCGAGAUGCUAAUUGAGCGGGUGCGUCAUCGGAGCUUCUUUUAA
Messenger RNA from Paraphaeosphaeria sporulosa, 1656 nucleotides. Its product is annotated as dimethylaniline monooxygenase. The record is from RefSeq and is a predicted model, not a curated record. Gene Ontology annotation, molecular function: N,N-dimethylaniline monooxygenase activity; NADP binding; flavin adenine dinucleotide binding. The transcript has 3 exons. The coding region runs from base 1 to 1656 and encodes 551 amino acids. Lineage: Eukaryota; Fungi; Ascomycota; Dothideomycetes; Pleosporales; Didymosphaeriaceae.